This is a messenger RNA of Penicillium griseofulvum, 2121 nucleotides long. Its product is annotated as nucleotide pyrophosphatase/phosphodiesterase family protein. Lineage: Eukaryota; Fungi; Ascomycota; Eurotiomycetes; Eurotiales; Aspergillaceae. Gene Ontology annotation, biological process: nucleoside triphosphate metabolic process. The coding region runs from base 1 to 2121 and encodes 706 amino acids. The transcript has 3 exons. The record is from RefSeq and is a predicted model, not a curated record. Gene Ontology annotation, molecular function: ribonucleoside triphosphate phosphatase activity; nucleoside triphosphate diphosphatase activity.
AUGCGCCGCCCAGACUUUAGUCCUUCCCUUCUUUCUCCGGGAAAUUACGACAAUGAUGCAUCUUCGUUGCGGUCGCCCUCCGAGCAGGACUCGGAUUCCGACGAUGAUGCCCUCCUGGAUCAAAACCGCAGUACCUUGGAAAUCGCGGAGCACGACCGGGCAGUGCUAGAAGAGGAAGAGGAGCUAGAGAAUCUCCUAACCCGUGGUGGUGGACAUGGUCUGCGGAGGAUUUUCAGUCCGAAUGGUAGCAGUGUUAGGAUCGGGAAGACGAAAAAGCGACGACAACGGAGGGGGUCGCGUCGUGAGAGAGUCAGCGAAGACGGCGAGCUGAUGUAUGAGAUGGAAGAGGGAUUUAGUGAUGACAAUGCUUCACUUUUGAGCAGACCAUCGUUGGAUUUUGACGGGAAAGACGAAUACACAUAUGAGCCGCCUCCACGACCUUCAUGGCGAAAAAUCUUGUUUAUAAUUGCUUUGGUCGCCAUUCUCUUCGUUAUUCUCGUCCUUGGGGCGUAUAAAGCCUCGAGCGGCUUCCGGACUACACGAGCGCACCUUCCACCUCUGCUCUCCAACGGCACAGCUCUCUUUGCGCCCACCACUAUCGUUAUCUCGCUCGACGGUUUCCGAGCCGACUUUCUUGACCGUGGUCUAACUCCUGCGCUCAACUCUCUCGUCGCCAAUGGCGUUUCACCGCAAUACAUGACCCCCAGCUUCCCGAGCGUCACCUUCCCAAACCACUUCACACUCAUGACCGGACUCUACCCCGAGAGUCAUGGGAUUGUAGGGAACACAUUUUGGGACCCGAAUAUGGAGGAAGAAUUCUACUAUACCCAUCCCGCUGUCAGCAUGCAGCCGAAGUGGUGGAUGGCGGAACCACUCUGGGUCACGGCAGAAAAGCAGCGUGUGAAGACCGCUAUCCAUAUGUGGCCAGGGUCUGAGGCGCACAUUGGCGAUAGGGAGCCGAGCUUUGUAGACAAAUACAACGGGACGGAAGUCUGGUCUCGCAAGGUGGAUCGGAUCCUUGAGUUUUUGGAUCUCCCAGGUCUCGAGAAUGAGUCCCAGAUGGCACCCGAGCGACCGCAGUUCAUCGCGGCUUAUCUUCCCGAUGUCGAUCGGGAUGGGCAUAAGUUUGGCCCUAAUAGCACUGAGAUCCGAAAAACGAUUUCCGAAGCGGAUAGCAUGAUCGCCAACAUCAUGGCUGGUCUUGAGAAACGCAACCUCACCGAGGUAGUUAACAUCGUGGUCGUCUCAGACCAUGGUAUGGCUACUACCUCUACAGAGAGGCUUAUUCAGCUGGAUGAUCUGAUUGAUUAUGAUCUGAUUGAACAUAUUGACGGGUGGCCAUCCAAUGGCCUGCGUCCCAAGCGCCCCGAGGAUUUGGAAACCCUUCGGAAACAAUUGGAAAAGGUAGCUCCGGAUUACGAGCAUGCGUUCGAAUUUUACACGCGGGAGACAAUGCCCGAGCGGUAUCACUUCUCGAACAACGAACGCAUUGCGCCGUUAUGGGUUAUCCCUAAGACGGGGUGGGCUAUCGUUAAUCGGUCAGAGUUCGACGUUAAAGAAGCUAUGAAAACUGGGGAGGAAUACCAUCCCCGGGGCAUCCACGGAUAUGACCAUGAGCACCCAUUGAUGCGGGCGAUCUUUAUUGCACGCGGCCCAGCCUUCCCUCACAAACCAAACAGCCGGGUGGAAGUUUUCCAAAAUAUCGAGGUGUACAACAUUGUCUGUGACUCGCUGGGCGUCGAUCCUCUUCCUGGUAAUGGCACACUACGCCUCCCGCUGAAGCCAGUCGGCCUUCACUCGGAUGAGAAUGCACCCGUGUUAGACACGCCUCCUGAUCCCCCGGCUUCAACUUCAACAGCACGGCCCCCGCAAUCAGCACCUCCACAGCCGUCAGCUCCACAGCCAACACUCCCACAGUCCAAGCCCCCUCAAUCAGCUCAGCCAGCACCGAAACCCACCACUCCACCAGCUGAGGCAACCCCUACUCCAGACCAUGAAGGCGACAGGGAAAAGGAGUCGACGUGGUGGGAGAAAAUUUCGCACAAGUUCGAUGACCUGAAGGAUUGGGCUAGCGGUGUUGCCGAUGCUGUUCAGGGCAAGCAUCCGCAGCCUGAGAGUUGA